Messenger RNA from Dipodomys ordii (Ord's kangaroo rat), 894 nucleotides. RefSeq names its product N-acetyllactosaminide alpha-1,3-galactosyltransferase-like. Lineage: Eukaryota; Metazoa; Chordata; Mammalia; Rodentia; Heteromyidae. Gene Ontology annotation, biological process: carbohydrate metabolic process. The transcript has 4 exons. Gene Ontology annotation, cellular component: Golgi apparatus; membrane; vesicle. The coding region runs from base 1 to 894 and encodes 297 amino acids. Gene Ontology annotation, molecular function: hexosyltransferase activity. The record is from RefSeq and is a predicted model, not a curated record.
AUGAAUUACUACGAGUCUCUGAAAAAUCAAGAAUUACAACUAUCAGACUGGUUUGAUCCCAAAUAUAGAGAUAAUGUAAGUACUAUUACUGAAUGGUCUGCUCCAAUUGUGUGGCAAGACACUUACAACGAAUCGUUCUUGAAAAACUACUAUGCACGUCAUAAAGUUGCUGUGGGAUUGAUUGUAUUUGCUGUGGGAAGAUAUGUUCAUUACCAUUUGCCUAUCUUUUUGAAAUCUGCUGAUAGAUUUUUUAUGAUUGGUCAGAAAGUCAUCAUUUAUAUCAUGGUAGAAAACUUCACUGAUCUAUCCUGGAUAUCUUUGAAUCGCCUUCGAAUGUUUAAAGUUUUUGAAGUUAAAAAAGAGAAGAGAUGGCAAGACAACAGUAUGAUGCGCAUGAAGAUAAUUGGUGAACACAUUGUGGAUCACAUCCAGUAUGAGGUUGACUACCUAUUUUGCAUGGAUGUAGAUCAAAUUUUUGUAAACAGUUAUGGUUUGGAGACUCUGGGGAACUCAGUAGCUCAGUUACAUGCAUACUGGUACAAGAAACAUCCUUCAAGGUUACCAUAUGAAAGAAGCAAUUUAUCUGAAGCUUAUAUACCUAAGGGUAAGGGAGAUUUUUACUACCAUGCUGCUGUCUUUGGAGGCACAACCAUUCAAGUUCUUGAUAUUGUCAGGGAGUGUGCCAAAGGAAUCAUGAAUGACAAGAAAAAUAACAUUGAAGCAGUGUGGCAUGAUGAAAGCCACUUAAACAAGUAUUUCUUUCUCCAUAAACCCAGUAAAAUCUUAUCACCAGAAUACUGUUGGGAUUACCGUGCUAGACGCUCUUCUGAUAUUAAGGUUGUCAAACUCUAUUGGGAUAUGAAGAAUUACAAAUGGGUUAGGGUGACUGUGUAA